Molecule: messenger RNA, 1473 nt
Organism: Drosophila pseudoobscura
Lineage: Eukaryota; Metazoa; Arthropoda; Insecta; Diptera; Drosophilidae
Product: transmembrane protein 230
Exons: 8
Coding region: 1007-1396 (129 amino acids)
Cellular component (GO): endomembrane system
Source: RefSeq, a predicted model, not a curated record
GGCUAAGUUUAUUCAAUGUAUUGUUAUCGAGCGGUCACACUGCACACCACGUGUCGGAACUCGGCGAAAAAAGAUAUGAAUUUCAAAAAUGAAAUGUUUCAUUUUAAGCAUGAUUUAAAACCUUGGUGAAAGAAAGAAAAGAUGUGUCAGCCAUUACAAUCCAACGACUGAAGGAAAUACUGCAGCAGUACCUGCGAUUCCUUUUAGGAAAGUGUGAUUUUCAAUGGACACAUCGUAUCUUCCCUAGAACCCUGGCUGGACACAUCCGCAGAACAGUCAUAUACUUUAGAAAGGUUCUCUGCUCCAUGGACACAUCCAUAGACUAAGCGGCUAAAUCUGCCUUGUGAAAAAUGUGAUUUUCAAUGGACACAUCCUAAGAAUAGAAGGAUUAUAUCUGCCUUAAGACCGUGGAUGGAAGCAUCCUGAGAACAGUCUGAUUCCAUGUAAUUUGUAAGUACAUGUAUUUAAAUACUACAUAAAUUAUGAUACCUCAUGGUGAUGAUACCUUUGAUAGGGACAUCUGAUGUCUAUGACUGAUCUAUCAUGGUUUAACAUUCUGAAUAUUUGUUUUGUCCAGUCGAAAUGACAGUUGAAAUUACAGUAUAUUAUAAAAAAAUGUUUGCUUUUAUUACAGACAGGCCGUAAAGGUGAUAGAUCAUUGGGAUUCUAUUGAUAGCUUCGAUACCAUCUGUAGAUUGAUGUUCUCGAAUUAAGACAUUACGAAUUUCCCUUUCAGAUGCUACUGGGCAUGCACAAAUAUAUUUCGUACAAAUCAACAAAUGUUUCAUUUUUUUGGUCUCAAUCGAAACGCGGGCUGUAUUUUGGGUGCUGCCAACUCGCUACAACGAACAGCUGUUUGGCCAUUCCCAACAGGUUGGCAGUCUGGGCGCCAUCUGUUGACAACAAGACUGAUAAGGCAGCGUAAACGUCGCCGCUAAAAUUGUGAUCGUUCAGUCCAUUCAUUUUCACGGGAGAUCAAGAUCAACCAGUUCACAAAAAUCCAAAUAUGCUGCCCACCAAAACGGACUCCCGUCGACGUCUCAACGUUGGGGGCUCCGCCUCACCGUCUGGCGACUACAUCAAGGUGAUCGAUGGACAGACCGAAACGGAUGGAUUUGUGAACGAGCAGUGGAUGGAACCGGAGUUGAUUGAGCCCACGCCAUGGAAAACGAUACUCAUCAUCCUCAUCCUGUUCAUAGGCGGCACAAUAUCUAUUUGCUUUGCCACCAAUCUAUGGAUGGCGGAUAUCAAUCGAGAGCGUAGUGACCGUGUAUGGGCUUUGUCCAUUAUUGGAGCACUGACCAUUAUACCCGGCGGCUACUAUAUGUACGUGCUCUACUGCGUUCUGCUGCAUCGUCAUGGCUACACCAUGGACGAUAUUCGUCGACUGGGAUAAGGGAUCACAAAUUUGUGUUUGUUUUUUGUCGUACGUUUUGUCAAAUACAGUUUUAUUGCAUUUACUUUACACUACAA